AUGCUAGCUCUCGCAGACAACAUUUUACGUUUGAUCAAUUUCAUAUUUUUAGUCAUUUGUUUAGGUUUAGUGUCAGCACUAAUCAACACUCAAAAACACCAUGUUUCUCGUGUUAACUACUGUAUGUUUACAGCUGCCUACUCAAUUGCUACAGAUUCCUUCUACGGUAUAUUUGCCAAUUUCUGGGAUCCAUUAGCAUGGCCAUUUGUUCUAACCACAUUAGAUUUCCUAAAUUUUGCUUUUACAUUCACCGCUGGUACCGUGAUGGCUGUCGGUACUAGAACUCAUUCCUGUAAGAAUCAACAUUAUUUGGAUAAGAAUUCUAUUACCCAAGGUUCUGAGAACCGUUGUAGAAUGGCUCAAGCCUACACUGCCUUCAUCUAUUUCUCAAUGGCCAUUUUCUUCUUCAAGAUGAUUAUGUCUGCUAUUAACAUGUUCCAAAAUGGUGCAUUCUCCAACAAUUCUUACGUCAGCAGGAGAAGAAGAAAUGCUGCUGCUGCUGCUCAAGGCAUUCCAAACAUCUCUCAAGUUUAA
Arxiozyma heterogenica is the source of this 534-nucleotide messenger RNA. RefSeq names its product Fhn1p (gene FHN1). Gene Ontology annotation, biological process: eisosome assembly; protein localization to plasma membrane. The transcript has a single exon. NCBI's taxonomy places the organism in Eukaryota, Fungi, Ascomycota, Saccharomycetes, Saccharomycetales, Saccharomycetaceae. Gene Ontology annotation, cellular component: plasma membrane; eisosome. The record is from RefSeq and is a predicted model, not a curated record. The coding region runs from base 1 to 534 and encodes 177 amino acids.